AUGCUGUGCGCGCCUUUCGUCGCCAAGGCCCCCCCGAGUCGUGGGGCCUUCCCUCCAGAACGCCAGGCGCCGCUGGCGGUCCCAGGAACCAAGUGCAGCCAGGUGGGUUUGAUGUCCGACCCCAACCCUCUGUUCCUCAAGACGAAGCUCUGCAAGUUCUUCGCGGUCGGCGCCUGCUCGAAGGGCUCCGGGUGCAAGUUCGCCCACGGCGCGGGCGAGCUCUCGGAGCUGCCGGACUUCACGAAGACGCAGCUCUGCUCCUCCUUUCUGUUCUUCCGCGCCUGCACGGCUCCAGGCUGCGCCUUCGCGCACAGCCCGCGCGAGCUCAGGCCGCGCGCCGCUGGGCGGACGGAGGUGCUCCCCGCCGGGGCGGAGCCGGGCGCGCCGCGCCCGAGCAAGAAGCCCCUGCGGAGGGACGGUCGGCGCGCUCGGCGGAGCGCCGGGCAGGCGGCGCAGGGCGAGCAGGAGCCGUGCGUUCCGCAGAAGGAGGUCGUGCUCCAGGCGCUGCCGCUGCUCCUGGCGGACGUGCUGCGGAGCGGGUGCGGGGACUCGUGGGCCGACCAGAGCGAGGACCUCGAGUCGCCGACGUGCCAGCGGAGCCCGUGGAGCCGCCAGACCACCGCGGGCCUCGCACACUCGUCGGUGCCGGACGGCCAGGGAUCCGAGACUGUGGAGCUGGCGUCGGGCGACGACGUCGAUGUGGACACCGGCCCACCACGCGCGCACACCCUGGAAGUCAGGAACACGUUCCUCACAAUUGUCGACGAUGACGAGGCUCGCACCCCGCUUCGCCGGAUUCGGUCUGCACCAGCGCUGUCCUGCUGCCGCCCCUGA
Messenger RNA from Prorocentrum cordatum, 834 nucleotides. NCBI's taxonomy places the organism in Eukaryota, Dinophyceae, Prorocentrales, Prorocentraceae. The record is from the annotation of a GenBank genome assembly.